Molecule: messenger RNA, 1227 nt
Organism: Triticum aestivum (bread wheat)
Lineage: Eukaryota; Viridiplantae; Streptophyta; Magnoliopsida; Poales; Poaceae
Product: protein transport protein Sec61 subunit alpha
Biological process (GO): protein transport
Cellular component (GO): membrane
Source: RefSeq, a predicted model, not a curated record
UACAAGUAUUUUCUGGAAAGCUUUUAGCCCCUGUAUCAUAAAGCUAUACGGUGGGCAGCAUGGUGAUCAACAUGGGGAAGCUCUCACUUCCUCCCUUAUUCAUCGAUUCGUUGGUAAUGGAAACUACAAAUUGUCUUCGAUGCAUAAAGUGUACGGAUGUCGAGACCUCCCGGAGAUGGCUAGUGUGCUUUCCACGUGCGCCUUCUUUCUACUCGUCCUCAGCCUGCAAGGCUUCCAUGCCACGUUGCCACUGAGAUCCAGUGAGGUGCCUAGUAUGCAAAUGAACUAUGCCAUCAAGCUUUCCUACCUGUCCUUUGCACCCCUACUCUUCCAGGAUGUAAUGGCCAUAUUCCUAUACAUCAUCUCAGAGUUGGUGUACGUGAAGUUUGGUGAAAAGAACAAGGUGGUCAUUUUGCUGGGCAAAUGGAAGAAAUCCAGAUAUUUUGGGCAAGCAGUUCCAGUCAGUGGCUUAGCCUACUACGUUACUACACCACCAACCUUGGCUGAAGUAGGAAGACACCCAUUCCUCACACUGGUUUAUGCGCUGUGGCAGCUUCUGGGGUGUGGCCUUACGUCAUUUAACCUUUUCAGUGUUUGUUCACAUUCAGAGCUGUACGUUGGCAGGUUGCUUGGGGAGCGACGAAAUGUAACAGUCGCCCAGCCGGACUCUGUUCCUCUGCAGCUAUGGAGGUGCUAUGUAGGCAAGGCAGCGUUUCUUGUAGGACUCUGCAUUGGUGCACUUACGCUUCUGGCAGGCCUUGCUGGCGUGGUCGGCUCUGGCACCGGGAUCAUGUUCGCCCUCACUGUCUUGUACUCGUGCUUGGAAGAGACCAGUUAUAGAGGAGGGCCAGCUGGUGCCUUUGGUUUCUAAGAGUAUGAUAGGAUCCACGAACGCCUCAGUUUCAGUCUGGUGUUGUUUGAGUUAGUGUUGUUAUAGUGUUAUAUAACGUUACUGGUCUUCCCUCUCACGAUUAUCACAGAUAGACUAGAGAUACUAGAAUGCCCGUGAGUUGCUACGGGCUUUUAAAAAAAAUUAAGGGUGCGUUUGGAAGCCAAAGUAUUUUUGUGGUUUUCUGGAAUACUGUGGUUUCUGGAAAAAACUUUGGUAUUUAAUACUUUGAGUCGUUUGGAUGAAAAAAAUACUGCAGUUCAACAAACCGUGGUAUCUCUAAAACUGUGGUAUUUUUGUUGUAUAUAAAAAAGAGGCCCUAACCUCUUCUUUUAAAA